CACCUACCUGUGCAGCAGUAUGACAAGAAAGGAAAGAUUAAUGUGACAGCUCUUGCAGCCGCAUGUAACAGCACCCAAUCCCAGAUCUCAUAUUGCCUGCAUGCGAGUGUCUUACUAGCAGCAACCGCAUCGUCUCAGCCUGGCGGUCUCGAAACCGGAGUUUGCUUCAAACAUUAGAGUUAAUCACCCCAUUGAGUAGCUAUCGUAUCUGUUCCCUUCUGUUGCAACCUAUUAAGUAUGGGAGACAACCCUACCCGACAAGCACAAUGGAAUGAUUCCACGCUCGCGACCUCGGCGACACUAAGUGAGCCUCGCCAUGCCUCUCUCGGUAAUGAUUCAUCCUUGACUAGACUUUACGAAGAGCAAGAAGACGCAUCCUCAGGCGCAGAGCUUACUAAUGACGAAUACUGGGAUUGUAAACAUUUGCCACAACAGGACCACCUCAGGAGACAUAUGAGCAUUCAACUCAAGGAGCCUGGUCCGAGACUAGCUGAGACUAAGUCAAUCGCACGUAGAAAUAUUGACAGUAACGUCGAGAUAUUGAAGGAUUUGGAAGAGGAGGAGAGAGAGAUUACAGAGACAGUGGUGGAAGUCAUCCCUAAGACUAAAGUACCUUAUAACGAGGAACUAGAGAUAUAUUAUGAACCUCUUGAGAAUGCUCAGAUGUGGACGCGUCUGCUGGAAGUCCUUCCAGGAAAGUCUGGAGAUCCUCUUCGGGGCUUUCUUACCAACCACUGUAUUAACGAUAUCGGCGCAUUCGAUGCCGUUUCCUAUCAAUGGUCACGUUCCGAAAGUGUUUAUCUACCAUGUUCCGGUAAAGGCGGGCCUCAAACCCAUUGGGAGCAACCAAUCUCUCCCACCUCUUUCAAGGCACUUCGGGAUAUACGACGUGAAGAUUUCCCGGUCCGUAUAUGGAUGGAUUCUAUCUGUAUCAACCAGGCCGAUGAAAUCGAGAAGCGAGACCAGUUACAGCUUAUGGAACAGAUCUAUACCUCAGCUACCCGUGUGAGAGCUUGGCUCGAUAUUGAAAUCGACGACACGGCACCGUGUUUUAGAAGGCUGAAAGUAUGGACGCAAACAUGGAGGCUUGACAAACACCCCAAAUACCUCACAAAGUUGACCAGGGAUAUGCUCAAGUAUGAGAUGAGAGUGGACUUGGGAGACGACCCAACGUUUUGGUCACCGAUCGAAAAGAUAAUGUCGCACGAUUAUUGGGAACGCCUGUGGGUUCAGCAGGAGAUAGUGUUCGCCAAGUCGUUGAUGUUGCAUUGUAAAAGCAAAGAGAUUAGUGGACAGAGCCUCAUUGUGUUACAGACUGUUUUUGUGGUCAAACGGGGGCUUAUGACCAGUACAGAAUCGAAACCAUUCUACAAGCAAUGGUAUGGCCCUUUUCGCGCCAUCGCAUAUUCGCCGAUACCAGCAAAAUCUAUCGCCGUCGUACGGAACAUGCGAGCGAUGCCUGAUCCUAUAGAGGAUAAUAGGUGGCGCAAAAUUCAACCUGGCUCCCUACUCUAUCAUCUCCAAAAUUGCCGACCGCUGGCAGUAACGAAGCCGAAAGACCGCGUGUUAGGUCUGCUCGGCAUUGCGAAAGACUAUAACCCAAACGACAUCAAUGUCGAUCCAUCAUGGUCAACAGCACAGGUCUUUGCCAGUGCACUCAGUUUCUUCGUUGAAAAGAGGUGUAGCCUUGCAUUUUUGGGAUUUGCCCUACGUGUCAAAAACCAUGUUAUCGAGCUUUGCGAGAACGAAGUCCUAGGAAAGAAAUUCGAUAAGAAGAGGCCUCACGACAACGAGCAUCGCGACCAUGAAGUUCAAGACGAUAGGAAAGCUGGGCAUAAGCCUCUAGACAAUGCUUUUCCCCAACAGUUUUACAGAAAGGCGAUGAUACCAUCAUGGAUUCCAAACUGGGAUACAGUAAACUUGGACAUGUCCUUCCUUCCAGAACUGUAUACUGCAUCAGGAGAGCUCCUACCUCUACCCAGCCCGGUAUCAAUUGAGAAAUUGACCUUGAGUAUUCGAGGAUAUCGCCUAGCCCACGUCGAUCUGGCGUGUUCUUUCCUGUCAGCAAACCCUUCACUUAGGAUCGAUAUCUUGGACGUUCUCCUUCGCGAGAGCUCAGGCGGCGUCCUGCGAACAGGAGUUUAUAGACAGUGGAGAGAAACCCUGGCAUAUGCGAUCAAUAAGGCACAUAGAACAGAUGAUCUGACAGAAUUAGCACUGGCAACACCUCCAAAUUUCGGCCUGGAAAACUACGAAGGAUCACUAUGCGCAGCACUGACGGCAUUAUUCGACUUUCUUCGCAACUAUCCAGACAAGUCUGAUAACAUCGAUAUGAUCGAGCGUGUGCACCACGCUGUGGAAAGUGGUUACUUGACAGAUCAUGACAAAGAGUCGCAGUUCAUAUUCGCCGCGCUAGCAGAUCACGCCAUGUUUGAUGAUGGAACACUCAUUAUAACCAGCGGGACCACGGAAUACAGGCAACUACUUGGUCUAACACACCAGGUCUACGUCAAAGGCUCACAACAGACAGCAGGCAAUGGUGAUGAGAUCUGGAUUGUAUUCGGAUGCCCGAUGCCAAUGAUACUGCGACCGCACAGAACGGGGUUCUAUGAAGUCAUUGCACCGGUUUAUGUGGCAGGGGUCAUGGAUGGCGAAGCUGUUAUUGGGCUCGACCCAAAUUCAUCGAGACAUACUUGGAAUGGAAGAGAGUAUGAAAUCGAAACUGUAACCCUAUGGGAUAGUUCAAUGCUUGGGUAAUUAGCAGCCGUGACUUGAGUCGGGAUCUUGCCACCGACCGAAGAAAUUUGUAAGGCUAUGACUACAACUGGGCUCUCAUACACUCUGAAGCAAGUGUGAUAGAACUUAUAAUAUCCGGGAAUAGAUUCUCCGGAAGUUUAGCCAUUUGCCUCGGCGUGGUCAAGAAUCUGGUAACUGGCAGGUACGGACUGUGUGUCCGUCCGUAACUUUCUCAGCGCAACUCUUAGCACACGUCGUGCGCGUAAUACACCACUUUUUCUCUUAUUCUUAAAAA
This is a messenger RNA of Pseudovirgaria hyperparasitica, 3031 nucleotides long. RefSeq lists its product as uncharacterized. NCBI's taxonomy places the organism in Eukaryota, Fungi, Ascomycota, Dothideomycetes, Acrospermales, Acrospermaceae. The record is from RefSeq and is a predicted model, not a curated record. The coding region runs from base 238 to 2757 and encodes 839 amino acids. The transcript has a single exon.